AGGUACCACAUCCGCCAGAUUUACCAGAAGUCACCGUUCCAUUAUCCUUCGUAUGUGUCGCGUGCCCUGUGUUUCCCGUCGGACAGAUAAGGGACGGAAACCAAACAGCCACGUAGUGAACGGCGAAGCUCGCAAAAGGUGCUGUCUGUGUUCAGAAGUGUUCCUGGACACUGACAUGCUCCCAGCUGGCCUGCCCCCUAAGAAGAUGGUUUUGUGAGAGGUUCUUUCCUAAGCGGUACCAGCAAAAUUGGGACUGUUCAGUUUCCUAAAGGAAAUGGACAGUAACCAAUCAGAAGCAGCUCAGAUGGAGGCUCAAGAAGACCAUAUUAUAACAUCCAAAGUGGAAGGUGAAAUGCAAUUGAAACAACAAGUGCUGGACAAGACACAAAAUGGGAAUAUUCAUAAUGCUCCUUUCAGUUCAGAUGUGAUGCCAAAUGGAAACGGACUGGCAGAGGACUUUAGUGCUGCAGGGAACACCCAUAUAAAUGGGUCCUUGUCUCUGGCAGCCCCUCCCCAGAGCACCAGCUCCCCAGUCAACUCCCAGACCCAAGAGCCCUCCCCAGGUUUGGCUGCUUUUCCACCCAUGAUGAUAGAGAAGUCUGAGGGGGCUAGGGCCGAGAUCACGGUUCACACGGGUGAUUCAUUGCAGUCGCUCAGACUCAGUAUGCCUUUGCAGGAGACUGAAUUGUCAAACCAGAAGCCAUCAUUGGAGAUGGAGAAUGAGGAGAAGAUUCGCCUGGACGCUCGUCGACGUCUGGAAGAGCAACUCAAACAGUACAGAGUUCAGAGACAUAAGGAGAGGUCUCACCGCACCACCCCCAAGAACAGGCCAUUCAGCACUCUGGAUCCAGAGCUGAUGCUGCAUCCUGAGGGUCUGCCCAGGGCCAACACUCUUGCCAUGACCACAGAGUAUUCCUUCUUGAGGACCACUGUCCCUCGUGGUCCCAAACUGGGUAGCUUGGGAAUUCCCCCUUCUAAGGAGAAAAAGCCCAGAUCACCCCGCCCGAGCAAGAUCCACUCCUUGGCUGACUACCAGUCUCCUGGGAGUGAUGGUGCAAGUGGGGGUGCAGGUAGAGUUAGGGCAGCAGACAACACCAUGAGCUCCCUCCAGUCCACCCUUAGCUCAGUGUCCACUUUGUCUGAGGUUGGUGUGAUGUCGGAGGGCAGCACCUGUGAGAGUGAAGCACAGCCUGGUGCUUCACUCCAAGUUGGGGACAAUGUGUCAGAAAUGGACAGCAGUGAAUCGGGAUCAAGGCCAGGGAACGACGGCAACGACAGUGACAGCUCGUCUUACAGCAGUGUGUCGACGAGGGGCACAUACGGGAUACUCUCCGCAGCGCAAAGGCAGCAGGGGCCCUACACUGUAGAGGGUAGGGAGAUUGCCCCUGAGGCCAUGGGCCAGUUCCCCUCCCUGCAGGAGGUGCUGCAGGCAGCAAGUGAAGAGCAGCACCUGCUUGAGCGCGAGCAGGAGAGAGAAGGGAUUGGGGAGCCUCAAAGCCGCAGAGACAGUUUCUCCAGCAGUGUUUCUUUGGAGAGUUCAGUAAUGGGCCAUGAUGAUAUGCUGCAGGUUUUAAAAGAGAAAAUGAGACUGGAGGGUCAGCUUGAAUCUUUGUCAUCUGAGGCCAAUCAGGCUCUCAAAGAAAAGACAGAGCUUCAGGCCCAGCUCGCUACAGUGAAUGCUCGACUGCAAGCUAAAAAUGAGGACGCUCAGGUCAGCCAGGAGAAGCAGAAUGCCCUCACUACAGAGGUCGGCACACUGCGGAAAAACUGCAACCAGCUAGAGAAGGCCAUGGUGGAUCUCCAGGGCAGUCUGGAGAGCAAGAAUGCCAGUCUGACUUCUCUAAGCAAUGACCUGAAGGUGGCUGAAGACCAGUACAAAAGGCUGAUGGGGAAGGUGGAGGAGAUGCAAAACACUGUAACCUCGAGAGACAUUACAGUCCAAGUGUUGCGACAGCAGUUGGGUGGUCUUCAGAGCCAGCUUCAACAGAUCCAGCUGGAGCGCAGCACCCUUCAGAGCCGAAUGAAGACUUCCCAGGCUGAAAUUGAAUCACUUCAGCAGCUCAGACAGUGGUACCAGCAGCAGCUAGCUCUUGCCCAGGAGGCCAGAGUACGACUGCAAAGCGAAAUGGCCAACAUGCAGGCUGGACAGAUGACUCAGAUUGGUGUUCUGGAACAUUUUAAGCUGGAGAAUGUGACUCUCUCCAACCAACUCACAGAGACCCAACACCGCUCUAUCAAAGAUAAAGAGCGUAUUGCUGUUCAGCUGCAGAGCAUUGAGACCGACAUGCUGACCCAGGAAGCUGCUUAUAAGCAGAUCCAGGAUGCAAAGAACAUGGUGGAAGAUGAUCUGCAGCAAAAAUUGGAGGAGUUUGAGGAUGAGCGAGAACGCUUAAUUAAAUUGGCCAACACAGCCAGCACCCUGGAAAGGGAGCUGGAGCAGGCAAAGUUGCUCCUUUCCCAGAAGGACAUGCAGCUGCAGUCACUCCAGAAAGAGCAUCUGGAGCUGAUGCGCCAUCUGACCACCACUCAGGACAGCCUGCAAACCAAAGAGCAGUCCAUCAACCACCUAGAAGCCCAAUACCUGGAGCUGGAGGCCCAGCUGGCUGAGCUGCAGACAGAUAGCAGCGCCAAGGACGACAACAUCCAGUACCUCCAAAAUGAGAAGAUUGUCCUGGAGGUGGCGCUGCAGGCAGCCCGGGCCGAAAAGGGCCAACUUGACGAGGGCGCUGAACGGCUCGGAGAGGAGGUUCUGGUGGCUUCAGAUAUCUUGGAUCAGCUCAGACAGGAAGUCCAGAUCAAAGCCAAUCAGAUCGAAACGCUUCAACAAGAAAAUAGUACCCUGAAGAGACAAACUCAGAAACUGAAGGAGCAGUUCCAACAACAAAAGGUGAUGGUGGAGGCCUACCGUCGGGAUGCCAGCUCCAAAGACCAGUUGAUCAAUGAGCUCAAGUCCACCAAAAAGCGCCUGUUAGCAGAGGUGAAGGACCUGAAGCAGGAGCUGCUGAGCGUUCAGGGGGAGAAGCAGAGCGCAGAGCUGGAGCAGGCCCGGCUUGCGAAGGAGGUGGUGAGAGUCCAGGAGCAGAUGAACCACAUGGAGGCUCAUCUGCAAGCCAUUCAAGACGAAAGGGAUCAGCUAGAAACCCAGAUCCACUCUAUACAGUUUGAUCAGAGCCAACUAGCAGCAGUCACAGAAGAUAAUGAAGGUCUGAGGAAACAGGUGGAGCAAUUGGAGGGAGAAGCCAAAAAGGCCAUCACGGAGCAGAAAGUGCGCGUGAAGCGACUGGGGACAGAUUUGACCAGUGCUCAGAAGGACAUGAAGGCCAAGCACAAGGCAUACGAGAACGCUGUGGGCAUCCUGAGUAGGAGGCUCCAAGAGGCUCUGACUGACAAGGAGACAGCCGAGGCAGAGCUGGUAAAACUCAAGGCCCACGUGUCGGAUGGGGGGAACAGCCAGGCCUUACAGGAGAAGAUUAAAGCUCUGCAGGCUGAGCUACAGGCUGUGGCCAAGAGCAAGACUAUGCUAGAGAAGGAGCUGCAGGAAGUGAUCACCCUCACCUCCACAGAGCUGGAGGACUACCAGGAGAAGGUCAUGGAGCUUGAGGAUGAGCUUCAAGAGUCCCGGUGCUUCAAGAAGCGGAUUCGAAAGUUAGAAGAUGCCAACAAGAAGCUAGCACUGGAGCUUGAACAUGAAAAGGGGAAAUUGGCUGGAUUGGCCCAGUCCCACAAUACACUGCGGGAACAUUCCAAUAUUUUGGAGUCUGCCUUAGCUAAGAGAGAGGCAGAUCUGGUUCAGCUCAACUUGCAGGUUCAAGCUGUUCUGAAGCGUAAAGAAGAGGAGGACCAGCAAAUGAAGCAGGUGGUUCAAACGCUUCAGCUUGCCCUGGAAAAAGAGAAAACUAAAGUCAAUGACCUGAAAGAACAGGUGGCAACAGCAAAGGCUGAAGCAGACCACAACAGACGGCACUACAGGGCAGCUAUGCUGGAGCUGUCAGAAAUCAAAAAGGACCUGCAGGCCAAAGUGGACGUGGUCAAAGCUCUGCAGAGUGAAUCCCACAAACUACAAGCUCAGGAUGAGCAACAUGCUCAGGAGGUUUCCAGGUUCCAAGAGGAGCUGGCUGAGGCCCAUUCACAGCUCCAGAUCCUCCAGAAACAACUGGACGAGGAACUGGCCAAGCAGCCCCUCACUAACCAAGAGGUUGAGGACCUGAAGUGGGAGGUGGAGCAAAGGCAGAGGGAGAUCGAGGCUCAGAAGCAGCAGCUGGAGAUGAUGGAGCAGUGUCAGCACAGGGAGCUAGACAACCUACAGAGAGCUCUGCAGAACAUCAAAAUUGAGCUGGAGUCGGUGCAAGAUGAGUUGAACGGUACCAGGAAGGACAAGUUUAUGCUGCAGGCCAAAGUGGGUGAGCUGAGGAACAGCAUGAAGACGGUUCUUUUGCAGAACCAGCAACUUAAACAGGACCUCAAACAAAGUCGUCUCAGGAAGCAGCGUAUGGAGCUAAAGAGUGAGGGUAACCCAUCCAACCCAGUGACACCAGUUAAGAUUCCAGACUGCCCAGUGCCUGCCUCCCUAUUGGAUGAAUUGCUGAAACCAUCAACGUCUGUCAACAAAGAGCCCCUCAACAACCUGCACAACUGUCUACGACAACUCAAGGAGGAGAUGGACAGCCUCCAAAGGCAGAUGGAAGAACACACAGUAACAGUACAUGAGUCCAUGAGCUCAUGGACAAACACAGAGGAGGGACUGGUUCAACUGGAGCUUGAAAACAACAUCUCCAAAUCAUCAACGCCACUAAACAACAUGGUUGUGAAAAAUAACAAUGAAGCAGAACAGCAGCAGUCAUAAUAUAAUAACUUUGUUCAGGCCAUAAGAGGGAGAGUGGAGUUUUAUCCACAAAGGCACUUUUCAGACUCUUAUUCCCUCUCGUUUCUUAACAAUUGCUGCCAACAUUUGGCAUUCUCCCAUCAGCAGAUACAUGCUUUUUCAGUCAUACUUUAUAUAUCAUAGCUUUAUUCUUUCCUCUUUAUUUGACAGUUGUUUAUAUUUUUGUUAUGCUAUUGUCGCAUUUAUUUAUUUUGAGUUAAGUAAUUACUUCUUAUCUAACAGCCUCUCCAAGAGGAUCAUCAAUCUUCAGUUUGGACUGUUUAAUGAAUAUUUCAGGCCAGUUUUCCCCUUUUUGGGCUAUUUAGUCGUAAUCCUCCUCGCAAUAUAAGAUAUGUGGCUUUGUUUGCUGCUUAAUGAUGGCUGACAUUAUUUCGAAAAGUGUUAUGGUGACAGAAACAAACCAUUAGUCUCUCAACAGACUGGCUAUGAACUGUUCUUCUAUUUCUUUGUGCCUGUGUACAAGAGCAGUUACUCAUCUAUGAUUUAACUGAUGUGGUUACACAUCCAAGGGAUUUCUAACAGUUGAUGAAAAAUCAUCAAUCCUUUUCAUGAUAAGUCAUGCGAAAUUGUGGUCAGUUUCUUUUGUAUUGCCUCUUGCUAAUAUGCAGUGUUUCUUACAUUUGUUGUAAUCGUAUCACAUUGGGUUCCUACACUAAAAACAUGAAUCUCAGUUAUAUAUGGAGGUGUUUUGUCUAGCAUGGACUGCAGUCAUUUGUAUGCAAAAAAAGCCUUAAGCAAUCUUUAAUAUGCUGUAAAGGACUAAUUUGGUUUGAAUGAACAUAUUUCUGCUGAGGUUGUGUAAUAUGUUAUAAUGUAUGUGUGUGCAAAAUGUUUGUGUGUGUGUGUGCGCAAAUCCUUACUGAAUGGUUUAUUGUAAAAUAAGGGGGUCACAUCAACGGAGAAAGAAAGUUGUACGAUGAAGCAGAAAUGUUACUACUUCUAACAGCAAGUGUAAUCAGAUGUGUUCAUUUUCUGUUACAUUUGGUACAUAUUUAAAAACAAAUUGUUAUACUUGUUUAUGGCUGUUUCAUGGAUAUGGGGAUAGGUUCAUUGUUUCUAGAGGUUAAUAUAUUAAUUAAAUUUUUUGUAUGAUUGUAAAAUCACCCUAAUUGUUUAAUGGUGUAACAACAAAGUAAAUAAAUACAAAGUAUCAAAUGCAAACCAUGAAUUCAAAGCCAAGAGUAAUUCUGCUACAGCUGCACUAAAACGUCAGUGUAGAGUAUGAUACAGGUGACGCUUUCUGCAAACAAUCUUGCUGCAGCUACUCUGUCGGUGUUCAUUCCCACACUAAACAACUUUUUUUUCUUAAAUACUGUUGUAUGCUUCUAAAUUUCCAAAGGGAUAUGACAUAUUUUGAGGGGAAUGCUCACUGAGGCAAUUAAUAUCAAAUGUAUUGAUAAACUGUGUUCUUUUUUUUUAAUGGGGACUAUCUUCCAAACUACCUUUCACUGUAAUGUUAGGUAGUAGUUAAUAACAUUUUUUUCUUUUCUUUUUUUUUGGAAAGUUGAAAUUGAUUCAUUCCUAUGUUUUAACGUUUGUGUUGGGAGAUGUGAUUGUAUUUAUCAUAAAAUUGCACUAUUCAUCUGU
Messenger RNA from Cyclopterus lumpus (lumpfish), 6469 nucleotides. RefSeq names its product golgin A3 (gene golga3). Bases 275 to 4843 code for a protein of 1522 amino acids. The transcript is spliced from 25 exons. NCBI's taxonomy places the organism in Eukaryota, Metazoa, Chordata, Actinopteri, Perciformes, Cyclopteridae. The record is from RefSeq and is a predicted model, not a curated record.